UUUGCUACCGUUAAUAUGUUUAUAACUUUUACAAAGUGUAGAAAAGCAUUAAGUAGCCUUAUAAUGAUGAUCGGAAUAGGUAGCACUUCAUUAGCCGCAUCUGCUUUGAUUAAUUUACCCUUGGAUAUGUCACCUGAUUUUGCAGGCCUUUUAACUGGCAUUAUGCACACAGUUGGAGCUCUUACUGGAUCUUUUUUACCUUUACUCAUGGGAUAUUUAGAGGAAUCUGAUGAAGGAAUCAAGUACUGGAACAAGGUAUUUAAUGCUCUAACUUUACUGAGUAUUGUUGCUUUGGUUUUAUUUCUUGCAUUUGGCUCAUGCGAGAUUCAACAUUGGGACAGCAAUUGCACUAUUCAUCCAUAUCAAGUGAAAAAUCUACGUGCGGAGAUGGUGGUACCAUUAAUUUAUAAAAAAAGUGGAGACUCAGAAAAAAUAAUAAUUCCUGAAAGCAAAAGAAAGGAUUUGUUGGGAACUAAAACUGUGGAUAAAUCUAAGCUUGCUGAUAUACUACAAUCCCAAUCCAUGAGGAGGACAACCGAAUCUAAACCGUUGAAGGACUAUUCAUCUGACGAUGAUACAUUAAUAUAGUGGAGAUAUAAUAGCAGAAAUAUAAGAGAUUCACAUAAAAAUGCAGCAAUUUUUUAAUUUUAACCCACUCUUAAGAAACUGGUUGAACUUUUUUCAACUCUUGGAGAUCGGCUGUUUAUUUAAACUAUGUGGUACUUACCAUUUAUAUGUAUUUUGUGAAUGUUCCCAGUGUAAGUUUUAAAAAAAGUAGCGUGCAGGAAAACUCAGCCUUGUCAAGAAAUUAUACUAAAUCGCUUAAUAUUUUCAACAAAAUAUUUUUUUUUUCAAAUUUAUUUAUACUAACGAAUUGAU
This is a messenger RNA of Parasteatoda tepidariorum (common house spider), 879 nucleotides long. Its product is annotated as sodium-dependent phosphate transport protein 1. Gene Ontology annotation, biological process: monoatomic anion transport; transmembrane transport. Lineage: Eukaryota; Metazoa; Arthropoda; Arachnida; Araneae; Theridiidae. Gene Ontology annotation, cellular component: membrane. The record is from RefSeq and is a predicted model, not a curated record. Gene Ontology annotation, molecular function: transmembrane transporter activity.